AUGGUUGAUAAUGAUCGUUUCAUCAUUGAAACCUUGGAUCGGUGGUAUUUUGGCGUAGACAAUAGUGGCAACAUCUUGGAUACGAACAACAUUAAAGGCCUGUGGAACAAAAUUCGGUUUGGUCCGAAAUUAUCUGGAGUACAUCUGGUGACAGGUGAUGGCUCUGUUGAUGCGUCGAGCGAUCCGAACGAGCAAGAAUCAAUUGUUAGCGAACUUCAUUAUGCAGAAGCUGUAUGUGCUAUGGGUGCGCUAGCAAAGGGUGGUUCACUCGUUCUGAAGAUGUUCAAUUUAUUCGAAUGUGAAACUAUUUGUCUACUUUAUAUCCUUGCCCUUCACUUCAAGGAGUUGAGCAUCUUUAAACCAGCUUCAUCACGUGCUCCGAAUGCUGAAACGUACAUUGUUGCCAUUGGAUUUCGUGGUAUUGCUCCUGAAGUACUUAACUCUCUUCUUUCACUUGUGUCACCAACAUUUCCUCAUGGUAAAUCACUCUUAUCACGUGAGUCAAUUCCUCCAUCGUUUCUGAAAGCUGUGAUUGAAAUCGCUGAUUAUUUUACCAAUAAACAAAUACAGGCACUUGAAAGGAACCUUGACCUAGAACAAAAGUGGAAUAGAAAUGUCCAGCAAGCUGUAUGGCAGUUAAAUCAAGAUAUUGCGCGUGACUUUCGACGAGAAUGUUUGAUUGAUAAAAAUCCAAAAAUCCAACGUAUUGUAGCAGAUCCUAUACUUGACGGAUCGGCCAAAGCAUUAGGUAAUAGCGCAUCGCAAGCGAAAGGUGGAUUGCGUGCGCGAGCAGGUGGUACACUCGAAGAUCGGCAAGAUAGGAAACGUAAGCGAGAAGAGUUUUUAACGACUAGUGAUACUGGUGAUGGUGACAACAAAAAUGAAGAUGAUGAAGAAGGUCCAAAGAAAAAACGCAAUUUAGGACAUGGAAGCAGUAUCAUUGUUGGAAGAAAAGAAUCACUAAGAGCUUCGAUGAAUGAUACAAACGAGAUGGAAGUUGAAUUAUCGGACAUCCAACAACGCUCAGAAUCUGCUGCUACCUCAUGGGCUAAGAAAAUAUUGGAGAAAAGUGGUUUUGUUGAAGGUCAAGGUCUCGGUAGAGAUGGACAAGGCCGAACGACUCCUAUAGAGGCUGCCAUGGCACAAACUCAUCUUGGUUUCGGUCAUCAAGAUAGAUUAUCAAUGCAAUCAUCUUCUUUUUCUGCUCCACCUUCAGUUCCUGACGAACCAUUAUUCUUGGAAUCCGAUAAACCUAUUUCAGCUCAUCCGUCUGCUCUGGCUAAUCUUGUUUUACUACUCGAUCGUCAACCAAUUACUAGCAGUUCAAAUCUCCGUUCGGUUCUUUCAUCACUUUUCGUCAAAUUCGACGAUCUUGAACUAUUUUCACAGUCUCCAACAUUUCAAAAAUACCUGGCCGACACUGCACAGCGUCUGCUUCGAAGAGAAGUUCAAGCAUUAGAUAAACGUUUGUGGCAUAAAAGCCAUACAAAUUAUCAGAAGACGGAUCCCUUUGGAACAGAUGAUAUCAAGGAAAAAGCAUUUGAAUUGAUAUUUAUUCCACGUCACCCAAUACAGAAACCUGUCGAACCGGAUUCAGGCAUCACUUUGCCAGAAGGUUGGUCUAAAGAAUGGAGUCGAAGCAACGAACAAUUCUACUAUUUCAACCAAAAUACAGGCGAAUCACGUUGGGAACCGCCGAAACAUAACUAA
This is a messenger RNA of Rotaria sordida, 1710 nucleotides long. Lineage: Eukaryota; Metazoa; Rotifera; Eurotatoria; Philodinida; Philodinidae. The record is from the annotation of a GenBank genome assembly.